AUGAGUGAAUCCAGCGCCAAAUCCAGCCAGCCUCUGGCCUCCAAAGGGGAGAAGGACGUGUCGGAGAAGAGGGGCAGGGGGCGGCCCAGGAAGAAGCCGCAGGAGCCCAGCGAGGCCCCGACCCCCAAGAGACCCCGCGGACGGCCGAAGGGCAGUAAAAACAAGGCCACCCCAAAAGGCAGGAAAGCUGCAGUCACACCAGGGAGAAAACCUCGAGGCCGACCCAAAAAAUCGCAGCAGGACGAGGAGGAGGUGAACAUUUCCCAGGAGUCAUCCGAGGAGGAGCAGUGAAACCUCCCCAACCGGCGCUACCUCAUC
Molecule: messenger RNA, 318 nt
Organism: Haliaeetus leucocephalus (bald eagle)
Lineage: Eukaryota; Metazoa; Chordata; Aves; Accipitriformes; Accipitridae
Gene: HMGA1
Product: high mobility group AT-hook 1
Exons: 4
Coding region: 1-291 (96 amino acids)
Biological process (GO): regulation of DNA-templated transcription
Cellular component (GO): chromatin; nucleus
Molecular function (GO): transcription coregulator activity; DNA binding
Source: RefSeq, a predicted model, not a curated record